AUGGUCCGUCUGGUUUCUUUCGCGUUGCUCGCCUCUGUCUUGAUGCAGUCGGCAUCGGCCUUUGUGGCUCCCUCCGUGCCCAAGGCCUCGUCGUCUUUGAAGAUGAGCCAAUCGGUGGACGACGAAAAGAGGUUUGCUGCCUCAGUUCUCACGGCCGCUUACAUCUUUGCCAAUGCUGUGUCGGUGGCCCCAGCCUUUGCUGUCCCUCAAGACUUUGCUGGAAGCACCCAUAUUGUUGCUGCCAAGAGUGGUGGACGUAUGGGAGGCCGUUCCUCCGUGGGAACUCGUUCGGCCGCGCCCUCUUCAUCAUACUCCAGGCCAAGUACUACUGUCGUACACAAGACUGUCAUUCAAUCUCCGACUGUAGUAGCUCCUCCUGUGAUGGCUUCUCCCGUUUAUAUGGCUCCUCCGGUUUAUGCACCACCCGUCUACUCUCCUGGCUUGGAUGCUGGUGCUGUCGGUUUGAGUGUUGGUCUUAGUGCCAUCAAUGGCAUUAGCCGUGAAAUGCGUGAGCAAAGCCAGGAACGUGAGAUUGCUAGAGAAAGGGAGGAAUUGGCACAGUCUCGCAUGAGACAAGCGGAACUCGAAGGCAGACUUCGAGCUUUGGAAGCUACCCAGCGCUGA
Molecule: messenger RNA, 624 nt
Organism: Seminavis robusta
Lineage: Eukaryota; Bacillariophyta; Bacillariophyceae; Naviculales; Naviculaceae
Source: the annotation of a GenBank genome assembly